Messenger RNA from Lytechinus variegatus (green sea urchin), 5304 nucleotides. RefSeq names its product V-type proton ATPase 116 kDa subunit a1-like. Gene Ontology annotation, biological process: vacuolar acidification; proton transmembrane transport. Lineage: Eukaryota; Metazoa; Echinodermata; Echinoidea; Temnopleuroida; Toxopneustidae. Gene Ontology annotation, molecular function: ATPase binding; proton-transporting ATPase activity, rotational mechanism. Gene Ontology annotation, cellular component: vacuolar proton-transporting V-type ATPase complex; plasma membrane; vacuolar proton-transporting V-type ATPase, V0 domain. The transcript is spliced from 21 exons. Bases 198 to 2693 code for a protein of 831 amino acids. The record is from RefSeq and is a predicted model, not a curated record.
CUAAGUAGCUGUAGUGAGUAGUGUACUGCCGAAAAGCCUGGAUUAUCUAUACUGUUUUUCAUGCUUUGGUAAAGGACUAUAAGGACUCUAAUGAAUUAAUUGGAAUGUAUCCUGCAUAAGAGUUGGAAAAUUGCUUUUGAAGUUUGGAAUUUGAAGACACCGCAUUCCAGACUGAGAACAGGACUUGACGGGCCAAGAUGGGUUCCUUGUACCGCAGCGAGGAGAUGUGUUUAGCCCAGCUGUUCUUGCAGUCUGAGGCGGCCUAUGCAUGUGUGGCAGAGCUUGGGGAACUAGGCCUAGUCCAAUUUAGAGAUCUGAAUCCAGAUGUAAAUGCAUUCCAACGCAAGUUUGUGAGUGAGGUGCGGCGAUGUGAUGAAAUGGAAAGGAGACUUCGUUUCUUUGAGAAGGAAGUAACAUCCAGUGGAAUCUCCAUACUGAAUACUGGAGAGAACCCUAAUGCUCCUGCACCUAGAGAGAUGAUCGACCUAGAGGCUUGUUUUGAGAAAUUGGAAAAUGAACUGAAAGAAGUGAACACCAACCAGGAGGCCCUGAUGAGAAACUUCUUGGAGCUGACUGAACUCAAGCACAUCCUACAGAAUACACAGACAUUCUUCCAGGAGGGCAACAGGCCAGAUGAAGCAUUUGGAUUUUCUGACAUGCAACUUGGAUUUGUAACUGGUGUGAUACGACGUGAACGCAUCCCUGCAUUCGAGCAGAUGCUGUGGCGUGUUUGUCGUGGCAAUGUUUUCCUGCGUCAAGCGGAGAUUGAGGAGCCCCUCAAGGAUCCUAGCACGGGAGAGGAGGUAUGGAAGUCUGUUUUCAUCAUUUUCUUCCAAGGUGAUCAACUCAAGAUCAGGGUGAAGAAGAUCUGUGAAGGAUUCCGAGCAACUCUUUACCCCUGCAACGAGACUGCUGCUGAGAGAACAGAGACCUCUAUGGCUGUUCUUACGAGGCUUGAAGAUCUACAGAAGGUUCUUAGCCAGACGGAGGAGCAUCGCCAGCGCCUCCUGUCCCUGGCAUCCAAGAGUCUCCGGGUGUGGUUCAUCAAGGUCCGCAAGCUCAAAGCCAUCUACCACACCCUCAACCUAUUCAAUCUGGACGUCACCCAGAAAUGCCUGAUUGCAGAAUGUUGGUGUCCUGUAGCUGAUCUGGAUCAGAUUAACUUAGCUCUGCGUAGAGGAACGGAGGUGAGUGGGUCAUCUGUACCUUCCAUCUUGAACCGCAUCUCCACCGACGAAGAACCACCCACCUACAACAAAACCAACAAGUUUACCAAGGUCUACCAAAGUCUUGUGGAUUCCUAUGGUGUAGCCAACUACAGGGAGGUCAAUCCAGCUCCUUUCACAAUCAUCACCUACCCGUUCCUCUUCUCUGUGAUGUACGGUGAUCUUGGGCAUGGCUUCAUCAUGUUUCUCUUUGGUCUUUGGCUGGUGGUGAGAGAGAAGCAGCUUUAUGCCUCCCUGGCCAACCAUGAGAUGUUUGGGAUGUUGUAUGGCGGUCGCUAUGUCAUCAUGCUGAUGGGUCUCUUCUCCAUAUACUCCGGUUUCCUCUACAAUGACUGCCUCUCCAAUUCAAUCAAUAUAUUUGGCUCAACUUGGAAUGCUACCAAUAUGAAUUAUACUGACGAGUUGCUGAGUGAAGACAUCACUCUAGGGCUGGAUCCAAAGUAUUCUGCUACUGGGGCAAUCUAUCCUAUUGGUGUAGACCCUAUGUGGCAACUGGCUACAAACAAGAUCAACUUCCUCAACUCCUACAAGAUGAAACUGUCUGUGAUUCUCGGGAUCAGCCAGAUGACCUUUGGUGUCUUCCUAAGCUUCUGCAAUCACAGGUACUUCAAGAAACCCCUGAACAUCUGGUGUGAAUUCGUGCCCCAGCUCAUCUUCAUGGUUUCCAUCUUCGGCUACCUCGUCAUCCUGAUCUUCGUCAAGUGGCUCAUCUACGAUGUCUGGAACGAGAACGAUGCCCCUAGUCUCAUCCUCACCCUCAUCAACAUGGGUCUCUUUACCCCACCAGAUCCCCCCAUGUUCAAAGGACAACCGUCGCUUCAAGUAUUUCUGGUUUUGGUAGCGGUGGCGUGUAUACCAUGGAUGCUUCUCGUCAAACCAAUCUUACUCUACAUGCAGCAUCAGAACAGACCUCUAAGUACCUAUCUAUUCUGGCGUAACCGAGGAGCUGCGGAUGCGAGUGGUCUACUGUCCUCCGACACCCAGGCUGUGAUCAACCAAGAUGAGUUGGCUAUCCAUAACAGUGAUCCUGAAGAACCUGAUACUAGCAAUCACCUUCAGCAAACACCACCACCAAUUUCAAAAGAGUUUGAUUUUGGGGAGACCUUAGUCUACCAAGCAAUCCAUACCAUUGAGUAUUGUCUUGGGUGUAUCUCACACACGGCAUCUUACCUUCGACUCUGGGCUCUCAGCUUGGCUCAUUCUGAAUUAUCUGAAGUCCUGUGGAACAUGUUGCUAGCUAUUGGGCUAAGGAUGCAAGGGUUUGUUGGUGCCAUUGCCACGUUUGGUUGCUUUGGAGCUUGGGCCGUCCUUACCAUCGGUAUCCUCCUCUUCAUGGAGGGACUGUCUGCUUUCCUGCACACCCUGCGUCUCCAUUGGAUUGAAUUCCAGAGCAAGUUCUACAAAGGAGAGGGCCAUCCGUUCUUGCCAUUUACUUUUGAUGCUAUUCUGGAGGGAAAGGAGGAGUGAGGAUUUGCACAUUCUCUACCCCAAUAGCUUCUUUCCCUCUUUAUAGAUUUAAGUGAAAUCCAUGAGAAAGGCAACUCGAGAAAUCAUUCUUCAUGUGGAAUCAAUCAUUCUAUCUUUCAAUGUAUUCUUCUUUCCAGAUCGAUCUAUAUUCACCCCAGGUCUUUUAGCUUGUUUAUAAAAAUAAUGUUCUGUAUGGUAUAUGAUAUGCAUGGGUGUAAUGUGGUGUUCGUUUAAUAUUGAUAUUUAGUAUUGAAUAUUUUCAGAAUACAAAAAAUGGCGAAAAUAGACAUUAGUGGCAUUUGUUUAACCUGUGAAUCACGGUGGAAAAUUAUAUUCCAAAAAUGUCUGUGCAAUGUGGGUUGAAAGUGUAUAAUACAAUGUAUUAUCAAAUUCUAUGAGACUUUAACGAAAUUCAAUCUAAAGAUUAUACCAAAAUAAUGUCUAUCAAAGUACUCUAUAUAUCUAUCCUUAGCGUGUAUUCAUGUAUUAUUCAAACUGUACCAGUGGUGUUUGUUGUGUGAACAUGUCCAGUCAAAGAUUUUAGUGUAAAAAAAAAAUAUUAGGUUUAAUAAUGGUAAGAGAAGUAUAUGCCACAUUUCUUUAUGGGAAUUUAGAAUGGCAAAAUGAUACACUCAUAUUCAUUGAAAUAACAACAUGAAAUUAUGAAAUAUAAUGCUUGCAGGAUAAUCAUUAACAUAAAAAAGUAACUACUACAUGUACAUCUAAGCUUUAAUAUGCAAUUAUAUUUUAAAAUUAAGUUAAGAGGUUUUUGUACUUGAUUUUCUUACCAGGGGGUUAAUUGGCAUGUACAAUAUGGAUAGUGCUCGCCAUUUCUAUAUUAUUUUUUAUAUAACUUUUUUUCUAAGUAUUUUUUUAAAGAAAAAGAAUGCGUAUUAUGACCAAUAUCUUUUUCAACAUAAAUGCCCUGAACUUUAUACCCAUAUUGGGCAAGCAUGAUAAAUGCAAGAUUCAAACGUUAAAAUCACAUGUAAAAUCUCAGAUUUUAUUGCAAUAUUAGUGAUAUUCAGAGGCUCUCAUAUUUUCAUUGUAUUCCUAUUCAUAUUUUUCAAUUUUCAUGCAGGCUGUAUCGUCCCCUUAUUGAAAUAUAUUUAUUUAGCUUGUUUUUACGUAAAAUAUUUCCCUUGUUAAGACUGUAAUAUCCGAACACUGCUGUAUUCCUGUCUCGCCACCUUGCUGUAAAUGCCAAAAUGUGGAUUACCUAAGGAUCAUAAUACAUUGUCCAUUUUUUGACUGUGUUACCAAGCAUUAUUGGUUGCUUUAGUUCUGGCAUCAUUUCACCGAUUCACUUCCUAUCAGGUUAAUAACAAAAUUUGUAUCCAUUGCAACCAAAUACGAAUUCUGUUAUUCUUUGACUUUUAAAAUGUACAUUAUUCACCGAUUCUGCAUUUUUAUAUUCUGUUUAAAAGGAUGUUAAAGACCGGUCUUGUCAAUGAUGAUAAGAAGUCACAUUUGGGAAAAGGCGACACAGUCGGGAAGGUAUGACUGAUGGUUUGUGUUCAAGAAACAUAUUUAUGUGAAUUUGGUUGGUUUUUGUGUAAGCAGAAUAGAAACAAUUUUAUUGGUUAUAUGUAAAACACAGUCAUAAGAGGAAAAAUGUUAAAAUAUAUAUAUCAUAUUUUUAGCUCAGUACAUGAACUGAAGAAAGGUUUAUUACAUAUUUGAAAGGUAAGAGUGAAUUAAUCAUGUCAUGUGAUUUAAUUGAACUAAAAUAUUUUAUUGGUUUACAUUUUAAUGCAUGUUCAGUGAUAAAAAAAAAGAAUUAUGCCAAACCACAAGAUUUGAACAAUAAGAUAUACCUCAGAAUUUUCAAGGCUAUUUAAAACUACCUGUAGCUGCAUGUAAUUACGAUAUCAGCUUAUGCAUUUUCUUAUUGACUAUAAAUCAAUCAUGAUCAGUAUAAUUUGUUGAUAAAAUUCUUGCUCAAGAAUACAUGGCAAUCUGUUGUGUAAGGGUUUAUGUUAAGACUUUGUUUGAAAUUAUGUAUUCACUAUGUAAUUCUAUGCCGUUGGCAGCAUUAUGCUCAGUACUGAAAAUCUACCGAUCAAGCCAUACAACUCAGAAACAUGGGAAUAUACACAAAUAUUUUAUUUGAAUGGCUUCACGAAUUGUACAUGUUGGCAUCAUUUUUAAUUCCUAUCCUAGAUAAAUCAGUCAAGUUGAAAAUCGUGUGUAAUUUACUUAAAUCCCCUGAAAUGUUUUAAAGUAAAGAAAAAUCCAUAAUUAUGUUCUUUGGGAAAAACUAAGUAAUUAUUAUAGUUGCAGGGCAGUUGUCAUGGGACAUAAGCAAAAUGUUGCAUUCCUCAGCAAUGAACAUUGCAAAAAAUUAGCAAAUAAGUAAUUUCUUUUUUAAAAUUUUCUGCUUAUAUCAGGCCAAGGCAUCUACAUCACCAUUCAUUGAACCGCUCUAUCUUGCAAUGGUAAUACCACGAAUCAUGAAAAAAAAUUGUUUGAUAUUUGUUAUCAAUAUUACAUUUUCGUUCAGAGAUAUUCAAAUAACAGUAUAUAUAUAUAUAUCAAUGUCAUAGUUUUGCGAAAGGUUGAAUUUGUUGGCUGUAUGAAUGUAUAGAUAUAUUAAAUAUGAAGACAUAUA